Messenger RNA from Effrenium voratum, 417 nucleotides. Lineage: Eukaryota; Dinophyceae; Suessiales; Symbiodiniaceae. The record is from the annotation of a GenBank genome assembly.
AUGUACGCGCUGAAAGACUGCUGCUGCGAGAUCCCCACUCUGCCGGCAAACUUGGUGGCCACGAAGUUUGACGCCUUCUUCGUGGCAGGCGGCCAGUGCCCGUACCUGAUGCUCAAGGACCCGUCUAUCCGCGGCCUCGUGGACGGCUGCGCUGUGGGCGCCGCGGUGUGCCACGGCCCGGAGGCCCUGAUCGGCACCAAGUGGCUGCACCCGGCGGACGGCCAGGUGGGCAGCUUCGUGUCGUACUACGGCGCCUGGAUGAGCUUCCGGGAUCUGAGCGCCGUCUACGAGCGCAAGAAGCCCGGGGAGACCUGCGAGUCCGUGACGCCCAGCGGCCGGCUCUUCACGGGGAACGCGCCCAACGCCACGAAGGCCAUGAUGGAGCAAGCCUGCCAAGCCAUCCUCGCCAGCCGCUGA